UCAGCGAUAGACAACCAAGAGUCGGAAGCACGCGCGCGCGCGCCAAAUUUUCAAUCGAUUUGUUUGUUUCAUUAAUUUUGUGGCUUUUACGUGUCAUCAUGGAGGGAUGAUUCGUCUCCUUGUUUUUUCGGAUCGUUUACCGCUCUUCAAUCUCGUUUAAAAAGUAAUUCGAUUGAAAACGUUACUCGUUCGUUGUUUUCUCCUUCGCGGAUAUUUGGUUUUUGUGCUUUUAGAACUGUUUUUAUCGAGUGCCACGCGCAACGGGAAACGAAUUCGGAACUUUUGACAGCUUCGCCGACACAGUGCUCCCGAGGAGAUAGCCACGAUGGUGUCACUCGCCACGGUGACGAGAACAACGGCACUGAUUUGCUUGGCUUUUAUACUCGUUGGAAUCCUACAAAAUGUCGAAGGCGCAAGGAAAAGGUUCCGGAGGCCAACGACCCAGUCGUCUCUGAGCAGCGAUCAAGAAGCAUCGGCGAGUGUGAACAGAUUCAAAGUUACGCGUAACAGGCUGUCCAACAAGAGUCACAAGAAUGAGCUGCAGUCUGGAAAAUCGUCAGAUUACAAGAUCGUGUGUUACUACACAAACUGGUCGCAGUAUCGAACGAAAAUCGGUAAAUUUACGCCCGAGGACAUCCAGCCCGACCUCUGCACUCACGUCAUAUUUGCGUUCGGUUGGCUGAAGAAAAAUAAACUGACGAGUUUCGAGUCGAACGACGAGACUAAAGAUGGAAAAGUUGGACUUUACGAGAGGAUCACGAACCUCAAAAAGGCCAAUCCGUCCUUGAAGAUUCUUCUUGCGAUCGGUGGAUGGUCCUUUGGCACUCAAAAGUUCAAGGAAAUGUCGUCCUCCCGGUACGCCAGGCAGACUUUCAUUUACAGCGCGAUACCGUAUCUCCGCGACCGAGAUUUCGACGGGCUCGACAUCGACUGGGAAUACCCCAAGGGCGGCGACGACAAGAAAAAUUACGUUUUACUUUUGAAAGAGCUUCGCGAAGCCUUCGAAGCCGAGGCCCAAGAGAGGAAGAAACCACGACUGCUGCUCACCGCUGCAGUUCCCGUUGGCCCAGAUAACAUCAAAAGCGGAUACGACGUGCCCGCCGUUGCGAGCUACUUGGAUUUCAUAAAUUUGAUGGCUUACGAUUUCCACGGUAAAUGGGAGCGCGAGACUGGCCACAACGCGCCACUAUUCAGCUCCUCGUUGGAUUCCGAGUACCAGAAACAACUGAGCGUCGAUCACGCUGCCUCACUCUGGGUCAAGCUCGGAGCGCCGAAGGAAAAAUUAAUCAUAGGAAUGCCCACGUAUGGGAGAUCCUUCGUUCUUUCGAAUCCCUCCAAUUUCCGGGUCCACGCCGCUGCCAGCGGGGGUGGAAAAGCUGGCGAAUAUACCAAAGAAUCGGGCUUCCUCGCGUACUAUGAGAUUUGCGACAUGCUGACGAACGGAGCUGCUUAUGUCUGGGACGAUGAGAUGAAGGUACCCUACCUCGUGCAAGGCGAUCAAUGGGUAGGCUUCGACGACGAGAAAUCGAUAAGAAACAAAAUGGGUUGGCUGAAGAGCAACGGCUACGGUGGAGCCAUGGUGUGGACCGUCGACAUGGACGAUUUCAACGGUACCGCGUGUCCCGGGAACGUGAGGUAUCCUCUCAUCGGUGCCAUGAGAGAAGAGUUGCGUGGAGUUUCGCGCGGCAGCGGCGCCAAGGACGUCGAUUGGAGCUCCGUCGCUGGUACCAUCACCGAAACCAUCGUCGAGAAACCGGAACCAUACAAAAUAUCUGUUUCCGAGGUACUCAGCAAGGCCAAAAAGGUCACGAAAUCCAAUACGUUGGUCAUCAGCACUCCCGCUCGUGAAAGGGAACCUCAAACCAUCUGUUACCUGACGAAUUGGUCUCACAAACGGCCAUCCGGAGGACGCUUCAUGCCAGAGGACAUCGAUCCAACCCUGUGCACUCACGUCGUAUAUGCUUUUGCUACCCUCAAAGAUCAUCUGCUGAGUGAGGGCAGCGAGAAAGACGCUGAAAUGUACGAACGUUUGAUCGGAUUGCGCGAAAAGAAUCCCGACAUCAAGAUUCUACUGGCCAUCGGUGGCUGGGCUUUUGGUUCAACCCCCUUCAAGGAGCUCACUUCAAACACUUUCCGUAUGAAUCAAUUCGUUUAUGAAGCCAUAGAAUUCCUCAGGGAAUACAAGUUCAACGGUCUCGACGUCGAUUGGGAAUAUCCGAGAGGAGCCGACGAUCGUACUGCUUACGUGAACUUGUUGAAAGAACUGAGGAUGGCUUUCGAGGGUGAGGCGAAAAGUUCCGGGCAACCAAAACUCAUACUUUCGGCAGCGGUGCCAGCCAGUUUCGAGGCGAUCGCUGCAGGCUACGACGUGCCUGAAAUAUCGAAGUAUCUCGACUUCAUAAACGUCAUGACGUAUGAUUUCCACGGACAGUGGGAGAGACAAGUUGGCCACAACAGCCCGCUUUAUCCACUGGAAAGUGCAACGAGUUACCAGAAAAAACUCACUGUCGAUUUCAGUGCUCGAGAGUGGGUGAAACAAGGAGCUCCCAAAGAGAAAUUGAUGAUCGGUAUGCCAACUUAUGGCAGAUCGUUUACUCUCGUCGAUAAAGACAAAUUUGACAUUGGAGCACCAGCUUCCGGUGGCGGUACGCCCGGCACUUUCACCAACGAGUCUGGAUUCCUUUCCUAUUACGAGGUUUGUACGUUUUUGAACGAGGACAACACGACCCUUGUUUGGGACAGCGAGCAGCAAGUGCCUUUCGCGUACAGGGACGAUCAAUGGGUCGGAUUCGACGACGAAAGAAGCUUGAUCAAUAAGAUGGCGUGGCUGAAGGAAGAAGGCUUCGGAGGAAUAAUGGUCUGGUCCGUGGACAUGGACGAUUUCCGUGGAUCCUGCGGUGCCGGAAAAUAUCCGUUGAUCAAAGCAAUGAAGAAGGAGCUUCUCGACUACUCGGUGAAGCUCGAAUACGACGGACCUUACGAGACCGGAGUUCGAGGUGGAAAGUACACAACGAAAAAUCCGAACGAGGUGACCUGUGACGAGGAAGACAACCACAUAUCGUACCACAAGGACAAGAGCGAUUGCACGAUGUAUUACAUGUGCGAGGGUGAGAGAAAGCACCACAUGCCAUGUCCGGUGAACCUGGUGUUCAACCCGAACGAGAAUGUUUGCGAUUGGCCGGAGAACGUUGAGGGUUGUCUGCACCACACCCAGGCGCCACCGGUAUAAAUCCCAAAAAGUAUCCCUCCCGCCAAAAAAAAAAAGAAAAACGGAAAAUAAAAACGUAAUUAUUGUCGAAGAAAAGAAAGAAAAAGGAAAAAAAAAAAAAUUAUGCACCGCCGAGGAAUUGAAUCGCGUGCCAAAGGACGAGUCCAAAUUCCAA
Messenger RNA from Venturia canescens, 3383 nucleotides. RefSeq names its product chitinase 7 (gene Cht7). The transcript has 16 exons. The record is from RefSeq and is a predicted model, not a curated record. Bases 326 to 3229 code for a protein of 967 amino acids. Lineage: Eukaryota; Metazoa; Arthropoda; Insecta; Hymenoptera; Ichneumonidae. Gene Ontology annotation, biological process: chitin catabolic process; carbohydrate metabolic process. Gene Ontology annotation, molecular function: chitin binding; chitinase activity. Gene Ontology annotation, cellular component: extracellular region.